Molecule: messenger RNA, 4590 nt
Organism: Daphnia pulex (common water flea)
Lineage: Eukaryota; Metazoa; Arthropoda; Branchiopoda; Diplostraca; Daphniidae
Gene: Eaat1
Product: excitatory amino acid transporter 1-like
Exons: 10
Coding region: 551-2545 (664 amino acids)
Biological process (GO): L-glutamate transmembrane transport
Cellular component (GO): plasma membrane
Molecular function (GO): glutamate:sodium symporter activity; L-glutamate transmembrane transporter activity; neutral L-amino acid transmembrane transporter activity
Source: RefSeq, a predicted model, not a curated record
GUGAAGUUCUCAGUCUCAACAUUCCCUUACUAGACAGCGGAGGUCCUCUGUAGACGCUGAACCAUCAUCAUCACACCCAACUUCAGCGGGUCCAUCGCACGCUCAGAAGGUCAUCCGCCCAAUAGUCAUCCAGCAUCUCGACGUUCAAGGUGAUCAAUCUUGGAAAGAAAAGGGCGGAGGGCCAGCCAGGAAUGGGACUCAUUUGCAUCCGGCUGAAAGGGCUGCUUCGUUCACUAGCAACCUAGCGCUCGCUUGCUUCUUAUCCCGCACAGUUGUUGCAUCGUGCCGUUGUGUGUGCAGCACCUCUUCAGCAACUCUUCGCUUUUUUGGGGGCCCACUCUCAUAUAUAGAUAGCAGUUCCUCCAGUCUGCUACUUCCAUUUUUCGUUCUCCUUGCCAAAAGGGGAAAAACAAAAACUAUAAAAAAAAGAAACUUGAAAGCAACUGCAACAAAAAGCCUUGACUUUUCGUGGUCUCCACUGAGUUGCGACUGCACCUCAACGCCAAUCGAGACGUCAUUUGUGCGAUCCGCAAUCCCAAUUUGAUUCACGAUGGAAGGCUCCGAAUCUCCCGCACCUGGACCUGGCGAUCGUUUGCUGCAGUCUUCAGAGUCUCACCAACACGGAGAGUCGUCGGGCAAAGGCCGCGCAGCCUGGCACGCCGUCUUCAAUCCGGAUCGGCCGCAGAAUCAAGUACAGCACGUCCGGUCAGCCUCGUUGAAAGGUCGACGAGGUGAACAACGAUCGCGAUCCUCAUCACCGGAGACGGGCGUCGGCUCCGGCACCAAAGGAUCCAGCGCGACCAAAGGUCGUCCAUUCGCCAAACCGAUUUCGCGAGCACUCAACAUGAGCGUGACGCAAAAAGUUGUCGGCUGCCUCAGGAGCAACGUCCUGACAAUCCUCAACAUCGCCGGCGUCUUCUCAGGCGUCGUCCUCGCCCUGGCACUCAGGUCGUCGCGCGAAGAGAAAUGGACACAACGAGAAAUUGUUUAUGUUGGUUUUGUAGGUGAUUUGUUUUUACGAAUGCUUAAGUGUCUCAUUCUGCCACUGAUCGUCUCAUCAAUGAUUUCGGCCGUCGGCUCUCUGGACCUUUCCGUGUCGGGACGGAUCGGUACGCGAGCCAUCGUCUACUAUAUGACCACCACCGUCAGCGCUGUCAUUCUGGGUAUCAUCCUCGUCCUGACUAUCCAUCCGGGCGAAGGAUCCGAUAAGGGAAUCGUUCGCGGCGGUUCCGUCCGUCACGUCACCACGGCCGACAUGCUCAUGGAUCUCAUCAGAAACCUGUUCCCACCGAAUUUGGUCCAGGCUUGCACCGCUCAGUAUAAGACGGUGUUGACACCGCCUGCUGACUAUUUGGAGUCUCUAGCCAAUAUGACCAACUCCAACGGAACCGACGCCGGUAACAUGACCGCCGGAAAGCCAAAGAACCUCUACGACUGGAAGAUGUCAUCCGACUACGAGGACGCCACCAAUAUCCUCGGACUCGUCGUCUUUUCCACCGUGUUGGGCAUCACGCUCGGCCGGAUGGGAGCCAAGGGCAAGCCGCUCCUCAACUUCUUCGUCUCCAUGAGCGAAGCCGUCAUGAUGAUCACCGGCUGGGUCGUUUGGUUGUCACCAGUAGGUGUCAUGUUUUUGGUGGCCUCCAAGAUGUUGGAAAUGGAGAGCUGGGAAGUCAUGUUGGGACAACUUGGCAUGUACUUUUUCACGGUGAUGAUUGGCCUCUUCAUCCACGGUUUCGUCGUUCUCCAGCUAAUCUACUUCAUUGUGACGCGGAAAUUGCCGUUCCGCUACGUCGGAAACCUCUCUGAAGCUCUGGCCACUGCUUUCGCCACUUCAUCGAGGUCAGUUAAUAAUUCUUGGAAUAAAUCAGUUGAGAGUGAAAGAGAGAGAGGAAGAGAAAAGACUUUCUAUUGGAAUGGCGAAGAUGACGGGGCAAUGUGUUUCGUAUCUCUUGACAGCUCGGCAACUCUACCCGUGGCGCUGAAAUGCUUGGAGGAGAAAAACCAAGUGGAUCCACGUGUGACUCGCUUCGUCAUGCCAAUUGGCGCCACCAUUAACAUGGACGGAACGGCCUUGUACGAAGCCGUCGCCGCCAUCUUCAUCUCGCAAGUGCGUGGUAUUCAUCUGACCAUGGGCAACGUCGUGGCUGUCAGCAUCACCGCCACAGCUGCUAGCAUCGGCGCCGCUGGUAUUCCUCAGGCCGGAAUCGUCACCAUGGUGAUGGUUCUCGAUACUCUUGGCCUGCCAGCCGAAGACGUCUCCCUCAUCAUGGCUGUCGAUUGGUUUUUGGAUCGCUUCCGGACGUUUACCAAUGUGCUAGGAGAUUCUUUGGGAGCCGGUAUUGUGCACCAUUUGAGCCGUCAUGAGCUGGAAGAGAUGCCGAUCGAACCUGCCAGUGGUCGAAGAGAGUCUGAUAUUGAACUGGACGGCCCGCUUGCUGGUGCCGAUCUAGAGAAGGGCGAGUCGAGCAACGGUGGCCCAAGUUCCAGGAAUCCCAAUGUUACCUCCGCCGCCGUGGAAGUCGAAUGGCAGUCGACGUCCAUGUGAGUCUCGGCCCUGCCCUCGGAGACUUUGAUCUAAACACCGCGCGCGCUGGCGACACGGCCGUUCUAGAGAUGAUGACGAGCUAUAUCAAUCGUCAUUGGCGAUUUUGUAGCUAAAUUUUGUGGCACCCGACGAGAAAAAACGACACUUGUUUUCGCAUUUUUCAUGUUUGGACAUUCACAUUUUUUUUUUAUUAUUAUUUCAUUUUUAAAUUUUAUUCUUUUUUUUGUUUGUUUUUUUCAACGACGUUAUUCUAGAAAUUGAUUUAUAAUGAAACACACUGGUGAAUUUCAUUCUCUGUAUCCUUUUCCUAAAUGAUGCUUUUGGGUUUGGAACUUUUUGAUACGUAGAGUUUAAGAUCAACGUUGUACUGGUAUCUAUUGAAACAAAACUAAACUAAAAAAAAAAAGAAAAAAAGAGACAAAAACAUUUUGUGCAACGGUACGCAUUUGAAAAAAAAGUCCCUUCUUUUUUAAAUGUACAUCCAAAACAUAUAAUGACCCUUUUGCCCAUGUGUUGCCUGCGUUUCUAAACGACUCUGUGAAGAGCGAAAUUCCUUCUUCCUGCAUUAUUAUAACCUUAAAUUUUUUCGUUCCGUUAUAUUUUAUUCAAUCAUUACAUUGAAUAACACAUCGUAGACAGGUGUUUAAUAUUAAUUACAAAUUUUAAGAGAUUAAAGUAGCUACAAUUUUCUAAGAAAUGUUGAUCAAAGAAGAGAGUAAAACGAAAAUAUCUCCAACGGCUAAGAGAUGAGAAAACUUUUUUUUUUAUUUUGAAUUAUUACAGUUAUUAUGUAUCCGGGAAUUUAUUCAGACUGUCUAUGUCUACUGUUUUUAUACAUACCGUGUAUACACACAUCCUAACGCGGGAAUAAGUUAGUUUGGUAAGAAACAACACUAUUUUGUUUUUUGUUUGUUUUGAUUUUUUUUCAGCAAUUAACAAUCGAAAUAAUUUCGUAAAAAUUCUCUUACCAUUGUUUUAUGCAUGUGCACAUAAUAACAAAAUGAAUGUACAAGGAUAAAAGCUAAAAAAAUCUCGGUGUCCGCUUCGUGUCAAAAAAAAAAAGAUGAAAAAUCUUUCUUUCCUUAAUUUUUGCUGUUUGUUUAAAGAGAAAGAAAACUGGUGGCUUUUUUUGUGUUUUCAAUGGAUUCCCCAGCUCUUUGAUAUACAUACGCAUAUAUAUAUACCCGCUACACGAAGUGACUGUACACAUGUGUAGAGGGGGGGUCAUGAAGAGGAGUUCUCUCCGAAUUCUUUUUUAUAAAUGCCAUUUUUAUCCGCCGUAGGUAAUCCAUGACCACAAAACAUUUGCUCUUGAGUUUCAUUUUUAAAGCCCCGCCACAAUAUAAAGAUCCCGAAACAAAUGACAUGAUUUUAUGCACACCGAGAAGAAAGAAACAAGCAUAUCAUCGCUAGAUUCCAUCAAACCCCACCUUCAUCCCUUUCUCCCUUAGACAAAAAUUAAUAACAACAAAAAACGCUAAUAGAAUGACAAAUUUGUUUUGCUCCUCUCGAUUUUAUUUUUGUUUUGUUUACUCAAAUAUCUCAAUUCAUUGGGUUGCUACUAAUGCCGUUUUUUCUAUACGUGUUAAUUGGAUGGAAAUUGUUAUGCACCCCUUUUCCGACUUUUCAAAAAAUACUUCUCCAAUGGCGUGUAUCGAUGUAUGUCACAUAGGCCAAUAUCUUUCGACAUGAAGACAAAAAAAAAAAGACUUGUACUACUGUUGCUUUAAUUUUGAUUACGAUAACCGUUGCUAUAUACGAGACGGAAAAUUUUCGAUUUAAUAUCUCUAUCAAAUCUCUCUUAAAAUAAUACUUUGACGCGGCCCGUUUGAAUGUUUUAGACAGAAACUAUUUGCCGUACCAUAAUCAUCCGUUCAUUCCCUAUUCCUCCCACCUUUUGUCUCGUUACCCUUUUUACUGGUAAUUUCGAGCUCCACUUCCCCCCUGCUACAUAACUCUGACAUCUGUAGUUGUUGUUCUAUUCAAUUUGAUAAUAUAGCCUGUUGUAGUGUGCGAUUUCUUGCAUACAUACACUGUUUCCCGUU